AUGCAUAGCUUCCAGUGCUCUCCGUCCUAUGUUGACCAACCAUCUUCUCGUCUGUCUGCUCGCGGAAGAUCCAAUACUGUUGCAUACUACAGCAAUACAGCCGACCCACCCUUGUCCGAGGAGAAGAUCCAGAAGAGUUUCGGCAAGAGAAUGCGAGACCUUGUGGUGCGACAGGACAGACAAAAGAAACAGAAGAAUAGCAAAGCUAUUAAUCCUGCCAAGCCACCAUUUGUUUAUGAAGCCGUUUCCCUCCAAACUUACAAGGAGAUGGUGGCAGACGAGCAAGAUCGGUUGGUUGUUGUUCGAUUCUAUGCCAAAUGGUGUCGUGCUUGCAAGGCCGUGGAACCCCUCUUUUACCGCAUGGCUCACUCCAUGCCCGAUGUCAAGUUUGUAGAGGUGCCCGUGCUGGAGGAGAAUGCCAACUUGCAUCAAGGGCUCGAAGUACCAUCCCUCCCGUAUGGACACAUCUACAGUCCCACUGCAGGAUUGGUGGAAGAAAUUCGAAUGGUCAAGCCAGAGUUCAAAAGCUUUCAAAAAGUUGUCGAGACAUACCGGGCGGGGGAGUGCGCUGACCUGGAGAUGGAUCCAGAGACUGGCCUGUUUUUGUCGCCAUUUGUUUCCAAGGGAGGAGCUUGCAAGAAAUAG
Messenger RNA from Seminavis robusta, 645 nucleotides. Lineage: Eukaryota; Bacillariophyta; Bacillariophyceae; Naviculales; Naviculaceae. The record is from the annotation of a GenBank genome assembly.